AUGUCUUACGUGAUCUUCGUAAUUAUGGAAAUUUCCAGCGAGUCUGCUAUACGAAACAACUUAAGCUGUCUUGAAUAUAGUAGAACAUGUCAAUCAGCAGCUUCCGGUAUGGCAGCUGGUAUCCUAGGAUUAACGGGUAUUCCUGGUUUCAUAUUUUACUUCGUCACUGUGGCAAUUCAGGCACUGUUCUGGGAAACGAAAGCUGGCUUUGAAUGGAAGUCGUACUUCCUCGAUCGAACGCUUUCCUUCACGCAUUCACUUGUUGGUGGUUUGUUUACUUAUAUACUCUUUUGGGUGUUUCUUUAUGGUAUGGUACACGUCUACUAG
Angiostrongylus costaricensis is the source of this 327-nucleotide messenger RNA. Lineage: Eukaryota; Metazoa; Nematoda; Chromadorea; Rhabditida; Metastrongylidae. The record is from the annotation of a GenBank genome assembly.